This is a messenger RNA of Schistocerca cancellata (South American locust), 3464 nucleotides long. RefSeq names its product E3 ubiquitin-protein ligase rnf146 (gene Rnf146). Gene Ontology annotation, biological process: ubiquitin-dependent protein catabolic process; Wnt signaling pathway. Gene Ontology annotation, cellular component: nucleus; cytoplasm. The record is from RefSeq and is a predicted model, not a curated record. The coding region runs from base 274 to 1170 and encodes 298 amino acids. The transcript is spliced from 4 exons. NCBI's taxonomy places the organism in Eukaryota, Metazoa, Arthropoda, Insecta, Orthoptera, Acrididae. Gene Ontology annotation, molecular function: zinc ion binding; poly-ADP-D-ribose binding; ubiquitin protein ligase activity.
GUAAAUCUCCAAAACUCUGAGAGAAGGAUAUAUGGCCUUCGGACCAAAAGUCAUAAUAAUUAUUAAUAAGAUCCGUUGACCGUUAUGUUGUGAUGUAAUAUCUUUGACUUUGGGUGUUAUGUUUUCGUUCGAGUGAAAGAGGUGUAUCUCAACGGGUUAUUAUGAAAACAAAUGUUAUUGUCGUUUCGUGUUAAGGGGUGUAGCUGUUAAAUUGUAAACGCGUGGGUGUCCUGAAGGUGGCGCUCAUGCGGUCUAUCUAGUCAUAAACUGAAAAUGGCUGAGGGUGGCACGUCUGCUGAGACAAAUAAAAUAAAGAUGUCAGCGAAAGAAGAGGACAAAGAAGAGCGCGCAGCAGCAACUGGAAAUAAAGAACAAGUAUUUGAAGGCCCGCAGAUUCCAGAAUGUGCAGUUUGUCUCCAAACCUGUAUACACCCCGCCCAGCUUCCUUGUGGACAUAUCUUCUGCUUUCUUUGUGUAAAGGGUGUUGCCAAUCAGAGCAGAAAAUGUGCAAUGUGCCGUCAGGAAAUUCCACCUGAUUAUUUGGAAAAACCUCAGCUUGUCGAAGUCAGUGGACUAGAAAAGGAGGUUGUUAGCUUCGAUGAUGGGUACCAGUGGUUUUAUGAAGGAAGGAAUGGUUGGUGGCAGUAUGAUGAACGGACCAGUCAUGAAUUGGAGACAGCUUAUAAGAAAGGGGAAAGGAUUUGUGAAUUGCUCAUAGCAGGCUUCCUUUAUGUAGCUGAUUUUGAUGACAUGCUGCAAGUUCGACAAAAUGACCCGUCAAGGCGGAGACGUAUAAAACGUGAUCUCGCUACCAUUCCAAAGAAGGGUGUGGCUGGUCUUAGGCUUGGAUCUGGCACAGGAGAAGAUCGCCCGAAGAGUCCCACACCCCAAUCCCUAACUGCCACAGGACAGAGUGAUGGUGCAACCACACCUGUGCCACCCACAAAUACACCACAGACUCCUGCUGGUGGUGCAACCAGUGGAAGCACCACACCAGACAGACACCUUUCAUUACGACGUGCUAUAGAGCAAAUACGGAUCCUCAGUGUGCGUCACCAUUCUUCGUCAGAGAGCAGUGGUAGUGGGGAUGAAGACUCUGCACUCCCAGAUUUGUCUGCUGCUACUGCUGCCAUAAUUAACUUUUCUUCAAACUCGGAUAGCAGGCUAUAGUGAUUUGGAGAUCAUAAAGCUGUUGGUCAUAUGAGCAAGAAUCAUGCUUUGUGGCAAUAUCAUUGCAGUGAAAUGACUUCCUCCUCAGACAGGAGCGACAACUUACGAAGAUGGUACAAAAAGUAAGAUAACAAGUUCUCAGCAAAAAAGAGUUAUUAAAAAAAAAUGCAGAGGAGAGACACAAAGUUAUUGUCAUAGUCGACACAAUUGUCUAAGCAUUUAUUCUGUUGGUAAACCACUCUGGUAAAACUGCCAGGGUCCUGGUGUAGGGAGCAUCCUGAAUGUCAGCUGCAGUCCUGAACUGUCAACUGACCAGGUACUUCUUCAGCAAUCUGAAGAGAUGGAAAUCACUUACUGUGAAAUACAGGCACUAGGGAUCGUGUUCCAACACAGUCCAUUGGAAAUGCCAGGCCAAAUCACGUGUAACCAAGGUUGUAUACAUUCAGACAAUCUCGUACAACAACAAGACACCUUCCAAAAGCAGUCCCGUUCAUUACCUCCAAAUCGUCUCCUGCAACCAUUCCAUUGUGGCACAAUAAUUAACUGUAAUCAAGUCCUCUUUGAGGGUGGGGAAAUUGGCCAACAACACUUGCUGAUGGAUACUGUCAUUUUGAACAUUUUAUGUGAGAGGGUGGAAUAGAGGGUAAUCUCCAUGACACAGAUGCUUUCUUCAUCUCGGGCAUCACCUAUGCUUUGCCCUGUGUGACAGUAUGGUGCAGUAGUGCAACACUGCCUGCCUGAUACCACAUUAAGUGCUGGCGAGAGAACCACAUUGCUUGGCUUUAUUCUCAACUGAGAGCAGUACCCAAAAAGACCACAUCUUCCAAUAGUCUAUUCUGUUGUGCAUACUAUCCAUUACAUUCCCAAUAGAGAUGUUGAGUUUUUGUACAAUCUGCCUCACAUGAAUGCAGUGGAUCAGCUGGAAUCAGUCCUUCAGUACUGUACAUAUUGUCAUCUGAGGUGGAUGUGCUUGGUCACCUGGGCCUUUGCUCAUCUCGCACAUCCAUUCUGUCUUUACCAAAUUCCUGGCACAAAAACUAUACGUGUUUUGGUACAUCGCACUUGCUCCAUAAACUUCCACUAGUUGAUGAAGAAUAGCAACAAGAACAUUUUCUUUAACCAAAAACCUUAUUACUCUUUGCAUUCCAUUCACCAACCAUAUAACAAUAUGCCUCCAUUUCGAAACUCUAAGUCAGAGUUCAACAACGCAGUUACUUCCAGUAACUGGUGACUUUUGAAAGCUUUGAUGCUCUCUUGUAUGUAGACUGGAAUUUAAUUUGCAUGAGAUACUUAUAUAUCCAUGAGAGCUCUUUUUGCUUAUGUAUUGGACCAUUCUCAUACUUUUUGAAAGUUGUCACUUAAAAUGAGCUAUAUUCUGAUUAUGAGUCUCCCAUGAAAUAUGAUCUCUCCUGUAUGAGUUGGAGAAAACUUCCCAGGACAGAAGAAGGGUAUGUUAAGAUAUGUUUGUGAAGUUAUUGUUAGCUCAAAAUCCAAAAAUAAUUUAUUGUGGUUCAGUAGACUACAGAUGCCACAUGCAUGGAAGUUCUUCAUUAAGUUUCUUCAAAGAAUUCUACAACUCUCAAUAGACUUGGAUGAAGUUGAUGAUGAGGCUUAUUUGUAUGGUAGUACUCUCACCAACAAUGGACAGUCACGAGUGUUAUUACUGUAUUAUGAAUCUCCAGCAGUAUGCAUCAGACAUAGCAACUGCUGAUAAUUUUUUGUUGCAGAAGGGUAAAACUACCCUUGAAAAAGUAUUUAUUUUCUUAAUUUCAAACAUCAAGAAUGCUGGUUGAUUAAUUAUAUGUCUGUAGAUCGUAUAAUAGAUAGUUUUAAGUGGGCUGAGAAAUUGAGGAGAUUCUCCAUCGAGAUGGUAAAGAAAGGAACAUAUGGAAAACACAGGCAAGGAGAGAGAGGACACAUGUUAUGGCAUCAGGAAAUAACUUUGUGGUACCACAGAGGGAACUGUAGAGGAUAAAGCCUGUAGAGUAAGACAAAGAGUGGAAUAAAUCCAAUAAAUAAUUGAGGAUGUAGGGAGCAAGUGCUACUUUAUGAUGAAGAGGUUGGCACAAGAGAGGAAUUUGUGGUAGACCACAUCAAACAAACCAGCAGGCAGAUAUCUCGAAAAAAAAUUAAACUGUUAUUUUCCAAACAGAUACAAACAUUUUAAAAUUAUGUAUGUAAGAAUAUGCUGGCCAUGUACAAGAUUCAUUUGAAUGAAUGACUGAAAUAUCAAUGCAAGGUUGUAAAGCUAAAGAGUGCAUACAAAUGCAAAGGAGUUACUAGUGUGGGGAGGG